GGUUGAUUUAGUUACUAUUAGCUCUUCAGUUGCCAGUUGCAAGAUGUCAACCUUCAAGGACAAAGUAAUUAUUGUCACCGGCGCCAGCUCUGGCAUUGGAGCUGGUUGUGCUGUCCACCUGGCUGGCCACGGUGGCCUCCUGGUAAUAGUGGGUCGCAAUGCCAGCAAUUUGAAGGAAACGGCUGAGAAAAUCGUAGCCGCCGGUGGAUCAGAGCCCUUGAAGGUGAUAGCUGACAUGACCAAGGAGUCGGAGGUGGAGGAGAUAGUAACCGCCACUCUAGCUAAGUACGGGCGUAUCGAUGUUCUGGUCAAUAAUGCUGGCAUCCUGGAGACCGGUUCUAUUGAGAAUACCAGCCUGGAGCAGUUUGAUCGCCUAAUGAACACCAAUGUGCGCUCCUUGUAUCAACUCACAAUGCUGGUCACUCCAGAGCUGAUCAAGACCAAGGGCAAUAUUGUGAACGUGUCCAGUGUGUGCGGCUUAAGGUCUUUUCCAGGUGUUUUAGCUUACAACGUAUCCAAGGCUGCCGUGGAUCAGUUCACGGCCUGUGUGGCCCUGGAAUUGGCCCCUAAGGGAGUUCGUGUAAAUGCCGUGAAUCCCGGCGUGAUCAUCACCGACAUCCACAAGCGCGGCGGCAUGGACGAGGAGGCCUACGCCAAGUUUCUUGAGCACUGUAAGGUUACUCAUGCCUUGGGUCGGCCUGGAGAUGUCAAUGAAGUGGCGGCGGCUAUCGCAUUUCUUGCCAGCGAUGCAGCCAGCUUUAGCACAGGUGUUAGUCUGCCCGUUGACGGCGGUCGCCAUGCCAUGUGCCCACGAUGAUUAACGAAAGGAGAUUCAAUCAACUUUUGCAUUUAAUAAACUUUUUGAAUAUUAUAAAGAAAUAUCUUUUACCUGAUAUUUAGAGAUCCUAAAAAUCUGUCAUUGAGUUAUAAUUCCUUGUUAUACAAAUGGUAUUAUAAUAUAAAUAACGAUAGGUCGAACAAUAGCUAUAAAAGUAAUUUCGAUCUGUUUAAAAACCAA
Messenger RNA from Drosophila serrata, 1018 nucleotides. RefSeq names its product 3-oxoacyl-[acyl-carrier-protein] reductase-like. Lineage: Eukaryota; Metazoa; Arthropoda; Insecta; Diptera; Drosophilidae. The record is from RefSeq and is a predicted model, not a curated record.